AUGAUGUGGUGGUGGCUUUUUCUAAUUCUAUCUUAUAUUGUGGCUGUUGUGUUGUUUCAUGUGUAUAUUCGUUAUCUCUCCUCUCGUCGAAUCAAUUUCAACUCAAAAUCUCCACCAGUAAUAAUCGAACCUUGGUACUGUCCAUUUCUGGGUCCUGUUCUUUCGUUUUUAAACCUUGAGGCGUCAAUUAAUAAAUGGCGUGCCAAAUAUGGUGCUAAUUUUACGCUACUUAUCUUCGGAAAAUAUGUAACUUUUGUCACAAAAUACGUUGAUAUAAAGAAAUAUUAUCAUGGAACCGAGGAAAUGUUAAGUUUAACAAAAGCAGCACAAAUUCUUUUAGGAUCCGCAUAUCCAGAAAAUCAGUACAUGGUAGAAUAUAGUGCAGUUCCUUAUUUGCAAAGAAUUCUGACUCCUCGUUAUUUACGUCACAUGGCAUUGAACUUUGAAAUAGUUGCUGACGAUUAUUUUAAUACAAAGAAUGGGCAGUUUUGGGCAGAAAAUGGUGAUGAAACUGUUGUUGAUUUAUUCGAGUUUAUGUAUCGACUUAUUAUUCGUUCGAAUUCCAUCAAUUUCACAUCUUUUCGAGUUUACAAGAAUCAUGUUGAAGAAUUAAUUAGGCUCUUCACUAUUCUAGAUGUAGAAAAGAGUAUUGCUAAUCCAAUAACAUAUGGUCUUAAAAAACGAUUGGGAAUGAAGAGCGAUAGAGAUAUUGCCUGGGAACAAUGGACACAACUUCUCAUGCCGGACAUCGAAAGAUGUUUAAAAAUGAUCGAAAAUAAUAUCGAGCCAGUAGAUGGUGAUAUUAUUUAUGAAACUAUCAAGUAUGCUAAAGAAGAAUUGGAAAAACGUGGACAAAUAUUUACACCUCGAUUAGUGGCUUUUCUCACUUUUUCGACAUUUGUUCCAGCACAAGUCAAUACAUAUACAACUGCAGCAUUUAUGAUUCUUGAAUGGAUUCGUCAUGAACACGAUGAAAUUGGUCAGCGGAUGAAAGAAGAAAUUGAUCAUGCACCACCGAAAGGUGAAAUUACAAUUGAAUAUUUGAAUUCAAUGGAAUAUGUUCAAGCAUGUAUUUAUGAAGUGAUUCGAAUACGUACUGAUUCUCCAGUGAGCUUUCGAUUAGCUGGUCAACCUGUUCCUCUCUCAAAUGAGAAAUUUAUUCCAGAGGGAAAUAUUGUUGCAAGUCCACUGACUCGUGCUGAAGACUUGUAUCUUAAUCCUGAAAAGUUUGAUCCCGACAGACAUUUAACACCAAGAGAAGAAAUGAAGGCUGAUCCAUAUCGUGCAUUACCAUUUGGACGAGGUAGACAUCCUUGUACAGGAGAAAGAUAUGUUAAAAUGCAAAUUAAAAUGUUUCUUAUUCAAUUAUCUAAAAUGUGCAAAAUGGAAUUAAUGCCAGAAUCGAACAAUUUUGAGGCAACAAUCAACAAAAAACAAUUGGCAGGAUUAAGUCGACCGACAAAACCAGUUUUCAUUAAAAUAUCAAAGAGAGAAUUAUAA
Messenger RNA from Adineta steineri, 1500 nucleotides. Lineage: Eukaryota; Metazoa; Rotifera; Eurotatoria; Adinetida; Adinetidae. The record is from the annotation of a GenBank genome assembly.